Molecule: messenger RNA, 2308 nt
Organism: Bursaphelenchus xylophilus (pine wood nematode)
Lineage: Eukaryota; Metazoa; Nematoda; Chromadorea; Rhabditida; Aphelenchoididae
Source: the annotation of a GenBank genome assembly
AUGACGUUGUCUUCACCCACCAAAGUCCGAGAAAUCCGUCGAGAUGCCGAGUUUGUGGAUGAAUUUGCGGCUAUCAGCCAUUUCAAGAGGAAGAAUAGAGUCAGACCGUAUGAAGGGCGAUAUGUAAGUAUUACCGGGCCUGUUUUAUAUUGCUUUGUUUCCAAUUCUAGGCGAAUUAUGUUCGAUCUGUCUCAUGGAACUGUGAUGGAACAAUGUUAGCCGGUGGGAACUACGAUUCCUCUCAUAGCCAUGUGGUUGUUGGUCAGAUGGAUCCGUCAACGAACCGCCUGGUGAGUGGGACGCUCUUUGUGUUGUCUCCACUGUCUUUGCUUCAAAAUUUAGGCAAAUUUGUACUGGACGUCAAGUCUUGUUCAAUGUGCUUUGAAGACGUUUUCCUCGGCCUGUAAAACGUCUGAAUUUUAAUUUUGAUCUCUAUAAUUUUGCAGAGGCAUCAGUUUCUUGGUUCUGGACAUGACGAUUUUGUCAAUGAGGUCGCCUUUUCUCCAGUAGAUCCAUUUAUAGUUGCAUCUUGCUCAUCAGACCGAAGUGUUCGGGUUUGGGAUGUUAGAGUGACAAAAACUCAUCAUCGCUGUGUCACUUCGGGUAGGUCGCUUUUAUUCUUUUUUUGUUAUGAUUUUUAGGUUAAAUACGGCUGAAAAUUCUCCGAUAUUAUCCAUGACAUAGCCUUGAUAAUAAAAUUUGAAUAUUAUUUGCAGAUGGAAACACAGCGCUUACCUGGUCUCCAGAUGGAAAGAAUAUCGUGUUUAUUGAUAAAUCGGACCGGUUGCACGUGAUCGAUAGGGCAAAUUUGGAUGUGAAAGCGAGAUAUGAAUUCAAGGAGAAGAUCUAUGAUGUCACUUUUCAUCCAAGCCAAAAAUUCUUGAUCGUCUGUGGAACCGCAGGGAAAAUUGAUAUUUUACGGUGAGCUAGGAGUGUUUUCUUCAUUCAUUCGGUUCAUUUUUUCAGAUUCCCCGAGCUUACACAUUAUCGAACAAUCCAAGCGCACCCUCCCUUAUCCGACUGCCUGGCCGCGGAAAUAUCCCCAAACGGGCAGUAUUUGGCGAUCGGAGCCUCGGAUGCAUCAUGCUCAAUUUGGGAUCUUGAGGAUAUGAUUUGCGUAAGGACUUUGUCCAGAAUGGAUUAUCCAGUUAGGUCCGUUUCCUUCAGUCACUGCUCGAAUUUGGUGGCAAGUGGAAGUGAAGACUAUACGAUUGACAUUUCAUGGGCUGAGAAGAAUAUACGGUGAGUUUGUAGGGGUAAUGGGGAGAUUGGUCACGAUCUAUAGGUGGGAUAUUGCCUAUCAAGGAAAGUAAACAAACGUUUGUAUUCUAACAGUAAUUAAAGUGUAUAGAUAAAAUUUUUGUGCUCUUCACUACGUAACAAAGUAAGUGCACGCUAAGUCAACAGCAAACAAACAACGUUUCGCCAUUAUUUUUAAUCAACCAAUAUCAAAAAAAUAAAAAUUCAUUUUUCACAAGGAAAGUACUUCUAUGGGGUAUGGAGUUACAGGUCCAGACAUAUAUCAAAAAAAUCGCAAAAUUUUUCUGAUUCAAAAUAUGUAAAAGUUAGCUCCCUAAUUUUGGUUUGUAACGGUGAAAAAGUCCUCAGAACUUUUCUCGCAAGACCACGAGAAUGCCCCCUUUUUAAAUAUAUUGGAACUACUUAUUAAGGUGUAGUAUUAAUCAAAUUUGAUAUUGUAAGGCUUUUCAAGAUACCAGGGUUUACUUUAGCGCUAAGCUUUAGCCCAAAACAAAGCUUCUGAUUUGGUAAAAACUUGGUCAAAAAGGCAUUUCCGUGGUGUUGCGAGACAAGUUCUGAGGAUUUUUCACCCUUACAAACCAAAAUUAGGCAGCUAACUUUUACAUAUUCUGAAUCAGAAAAAUUUUGCGAUUUUUUUGGUGCAUGUCUCGACCUGUAGCUCCAUACUCCAUAGAAGUAGUUUCCUUGUAAAAAAUGAAUUUUUACUUUUUUUUGAUACCUGUUGACUAAAAUAAGGUCGAAACGUUGUUUGUUUGCUGAAGAUUUAGCGUGAACUUAUUUUGUUACGUAAUGAAGACCACAAAAAUUUUAUGUAUAGACCUUAAUUACUGUUAGAAUACAAAUGUUUGUUUAUGCGCCCAUUUUUUAUAUUAUCCAUGACCAUUUCAGAGUUGGUGAAGUAAACAUUCCAAAUGAAUGCUAUUCCCUUCAAUGGAACCCCAGAGCAUAUCUAUUGGCCUAUGCUACGGCCCCACAGAACGAACGGGAUCGAGAUCCAAUUACUUUCCGUGUUUUUGGAUAUCCCGCCGGCUCCAGAAGAGAUGACUAA